ACAAGUUUGGGUUGUACCUAGCAGUCAACAGAGCAGAACAGCUCUUUCUCUAGCUGGAUAUCUGCUAUUUUCGCUUCCUACCUCUCAUGCAAUGGAUGUCUCAUGCAAUGGACCUAAGACUGAAACUUUUUCCUGCUACAUGCUUUCAGUGAAGGUCAUCCAAGCUCAGCACAUACCCUCAAAAGACCUAUGGACUGCUUCUGAUUGCUAUGUGAGCCUUUGGCUGCCAUCUUCUUCAAAUAUACAUGCCCUGACAAAAACCUUUCCAAAUUCCAGCAACCCUGUUUGGAAUGAAAGCUUCAAUUUCUUAAUCCAACCUGAGGUCAAAAACAUUCUAGAACUGAAGCUCUAUGAUCAAGAUGUGGUCACCAAAGAUGACCUUCUUUUCACGGUGGUCUAUGAUAUUGCAAAAAUAAGACCAGGGGACACAGUUUAUGAAAACUUUAUUUUUAACUCAGAGGGUCAAGCAAGUCUAGAAGUAGAAUUCAAGAUGAGAAGCAUAUCUUGUGAUUUUGAGAGACUCAUUACUAAUAACAUCUUAGUGGCCCGUGAGGUUUCCUGUUUGGAAGUUCAGUUGGACAAAUGGAAGACUGAGGAGCGGUUGAAAAAGCAUAAAAAUAUUGUACUUUUGGUGAAUGAAUCAUUUGAAGAAGCACAGAAGGUCAUCCAGGACUCAGAAAGCUUCCGCUUCCACUGUGUAAAGAACUGGGAACCAAUGCUGAAAGUCAAUAUGAAGAGUAAUUCCCUUGGGGAAAAACUGUUCAGGGACACUGCAGCUGACUGUCCAGGAGUAUUGCUGAAAUCUCUUCCAGAGGGAAAAGAAACAAAAGUAGCCUUGCCUUUAACAAAGACUGAACAUUUGAAGGUGCAGCUGAAGGUUAAUAAUUGCCUUGGAGCUUUAGAUGUGCGUUUGGGAUGUGAUCUUUGUGAGGCUGAGCGGGAUUUCCUUCAUAAGCGGAAGAAUGUAGUUGCUGCUGCUCUUAAGAAAGUUCUUCGGCUGGACCAGGAACUGCAAGGACAUGAGGUCCCAGUGCUAGCAAUCAUGGCAACUGGGGGAGGAGCCAGGGCCAUGUCAGCAUUCUAUGGCCACCUCUUCGCUCUUCAGAAGCUGAACCUCUUGGACUGUGUUAUGUAUAUCACUGGAGCCUCUGGGUCAACAUGGACCAUGAGAAAUUUGUAUGAAGAUGCUAGCUGGUCUCAGAAGGAUCUAGUGAGCCCAAUUCGUAAAGCAAGGAAAUGUGUUACUAGAAGCAAGUCAAGUGCAUUCUCCAUGGAUGCUCUGAAGCACUAUGAUGUGAAACUGCAGCAGAGGGUUCAGGAGGGACACUCGGUGUCUUUUACUGAUCUGUGGUCACUCAUUAUUGACCGCAUGUUCCAUGAUGAGCUGAGUGAGAGCAAACUAACAAAUCAGCAACAGGCUGUCAAUGUGGGACAAAAUCCAUUGCCCAUCUAUGUGGCCCUGAAUGUCAAGGAGAGUUCCCAAAGCAGUCUUGAAUUUAAAGAGUGGUGUGAAUUUUCUCCCUAUGAAGUAGGAUUUCCUAAAUAUGGGGGAUUCAUUUCACCAGAGGAUUUUGGAAGUGAGUUCUUCAUGGGACGACUGAUAAAGACAAUACCAGAAUCUAAGAUCUGCUUUUUGGAAGGAAUAUGGAGUAAUAUAUUUUCCUUGAAUCUGAUGGAUGUCUGGAAUGCUGCUCAAAGCUCAUACCAGUUCUGGCAGUCACUCACCCCAGGGAAAGAAAAAGAUGAUAAUAAAGACAACAGUCCAUUUGAAAAUCAGUUAUCUGUAUUUAAGACCACUUGCUUCUCUCCACCAAAUGAUUUAUCCAAUAUCCUCAACAGAGUUCUGACCCAUCGCCCCAUAGCAGAAUCAACUCCUAACUUCUUGAGAGGUCUGCAGUUGCACAAGGAUUAUUAUCAACAUAAAACAUUUUCUGCAUGGCAAGAGACUAAACUGGACCAGUUCCCUAACCAUCUCACACCACUGGAAAAAGAGCUUUGUCUGGUUGAUGCUGGAUAUUUCAUUAAUACCAGUUGCCCUCCAUUGUUAAGAAAGGAAAGGGAUGUGGAUGUCAUCUUAUCAUUUGACUACAACUUAGUGGAGACCAGGUUUCAUUCUAUAGAAAAUACAGGCAAAUGCUGUGAGGAGAAAGGGAUUCCUUUCCCCAAAAUUGUGCUGAGUGAAGAAGACAGGAAGAAUCCCAAGGAAUGCUAUGUUUUUAUGGAUAACGAGAAUCCAGAAGUUCCAAUUGUGCUUCACUUUCCAUUGGUGGAUAACUCGUUCAGGAAAUAUAAGAGACCUGGAAUUAAGCGUAGCUCUGCAGAAAUGGCAAAAGGAGAGAUGGAUCUUACUAGCUUAAAAUCACCAUACAGAAUGACAAAUUUGACCUACACAGAAGAUGAUUUUGACAAACUGUUAAACCUGAGUGACUAUAAUAUCCAGAAUAACAGUCAGCUGAUUUUACAAGCUUUGCAGGCAGCAAUAGAAAGAAGAAAAGUCAGCAAGAAAGGAAGGCAACUGAAGUCUACCUCAAGCUAUUGAGAAGGAUUUUGGGACUAUCUGAGGCAUAUUUGCAGUGGUCUGAAGUCUGAAAUGGCCAAGAUUACUUACUCCACUCACUACUCUGGUAUAUUUACAUUGCCCAAUUAGAGAGAAGCAAACAUUUUUGUGGCAUGUAAAUGGGCCUAUAAUGUCCAUGAAAAAGUAUGGUGUCAUUACAAUUGUAUUGUUGAUACAAGUCUGUUCAAAAUCUGAAGUUAUAUAUAAAUUGUUAUAGUAGUAAA
Eublepharis macularius is the source of this 2781-nucleotide messenger RNA. Its product is annotated as cytosolic phospholipase A2 beta-like. The record is from RefSeq and is a predicted model, not a curated record. The transcript is spliced from 20 exons. NCBI's taxonomy places the organism in Eukaryota, Metazoa, Chordata, Lepidosauria, Squamata, Eublepharidae. Gene Ontology annotation, cellular component: cytosol. Gene Ontology annotation, molecular function: calcium ion binding; calcium-dependent phospholipid binding. Bases 92 to 2539 code for a protein of 815 amino acids. Gene Ontology annotation, biological process: glycerophospholipid catabolic process.